AUGACUAAGUUUCUGGAGGGCUACCAAACGCUCACGACCAUCAUCGGAGACGAUACGGUGGACAAUGCCAUCAUUGAGGCGAUCAAGUGUCACCGAGUGAAUAUGUUGCAAGCUUCGUACAAGCUCUACACGGUCGAUACGUACUUCCAGUCGGCCGAGAGGGAUCGAAAUGAUCCAACCUAUGGCUACAAUCUCAACCCUUACCCGCUCUGGGAAGCGUUGUACUGCGAGGCGAACGUGUCCAUGGUUAUGGAGGAGGUUCUGCCGGCGAUUGCGUUUCGCAACCCGGUGGCCCGGGUGGUGCUGCUCGUACGCGGCAUCGCAAAGUACGAUAUGCUGCAGUUCUUUCGCCGCGCCUGGACACGGUACAAGAUGCUGGACAUUCUGAUACUGAGCCGCAUCGACUAUCAAACGUUGCUGGUGUGUCUGUUCAACCCAUACCUGACCGGGCGGGACGAGAUGGCGGACGAACGCAACAUGUUCUGCUAUCAUCUGCGCACGAUGGAAGAUGUGGCACAGUUCAACCAGGAGGCGCAGCGGUUCACUUACGAGCGGAUUAACAACCUGCAUCACUAUCAGCUACAGGUGGCCAUUACGGAUGUGGAGCUGAUGUCGAAAGCAGUUUACUUUCAAAACGGGUCGAUUCAUCGCUAUCAAUACCUGGACGGAGAGAUGGUGGAAAUUUUUCGCCAAAGAAUGAACUUCACCAUCAAAUAUCUCGAACUAAACUACCAAGAGUCGGUCGGCUUCAUUUCAUCGAACGGCAGCAUCGGUGGAUCGCUGAAGAUGCUCGAGGAAAACACGAUCGAUCUAGCGGCCAACUCGCGCUCGAUCAUGCAGCACCCCAUGCGCAACCUGCAGUACGUCCAUUUCCUGUGCCCCAUCCGGUUGGUGUUUGUGGUCCCGUUCAACUAUUUCGCCAAUCGCUACAAGAUGGUCUUCUUCCAUGCCUACUCGCUGCAAAUGUACCUCACGAACAUUGCCAUGGCCGUGCUCAUACCGUCCCUGCUGCUGGUGCUGAUGCGCCGUGACUUUUCCGUACCCGCGUACGUAAAGGAGUCGUUUCGCAUUCUGGCGAUUGUGUUUGCGUGCAGCGUCGCCUUGCCACGGAACACGCGCCAUCGCCUGGUGCUGAUGGGGUUGAUGUUUUACAGCAUCGUGGCCUACUCCGCCUGGCAGGGCAUUACGAUCGUGCAGCUAAACCAGGACGACGAAAAGCUGCGCAACAUACAAACGCUCGAGGAGCUGGCCGAAACGGACCUGGACCUGAAGGCCAUCGUCACGUUCGGCAAUGCGAUUCGCGGCAAGGCGUGGAAUGGGAGCGAUGUGCGGGGCCGCAUUGCAGCGCGGCUCGAUGUACAGUGGACGCCGUCCAACAUCAGCAUCAUACCGGAGGUGGCGGACAAUCGUACAACCGCGGUGCCGAUCAUAGAGUACUUUGUGGAGGUAGUGCGAUCGCGCUACUUCGACUCGGUGCGCAAGCGCAGCAAGGUGUACUUCAUCCAUGAGCCGUUCAUCGAGUAUCUGACCGCGAUGGCACUGCCGAAGAACUCGCCACUGUUUCCCACCAUCCGACGGCUGACGAUGAGCUGUCUCGAGAAUGGAAUCGUAAACUUUCAGCUCUCGCUCAUACGGCACAAGGGCGUGCUGCUGCAGAUCGCCCAGAAUCGCAACAGAACUUUGCGCGACGAACCGCCGGCAAGAAAGGUGAACCUGUUCAACAUGCGCUUCGUGUUUUACGUGUAUCUGAACCGUGCCAGUUCCAGUGCCCGCUCCCUGUUCGGCUCAUUUUCCUGUACCGGUACCACAUCCAAACGCUGUGCCCCAUCCGGCGGUUGA
Messenger RNA from Anopheles arabiensis, 1839 nucleotides. RefSeq lists its product as uncharacterized. The record is from RefSeq and is a predicted model, not a curated record. The coding region runs from base 1 to 1839 and encodes 612 amino acids. Lineage: Eukaryota; Metazoa; Arthropoda; Insecta; Diptera; Culicidae. The transcript is spliced from 3 exons.